AUGGCAGAAAUAGCUGCAGGAGCCGUCGUAGCUGAGCAGCUCGUAUCUACAACGCUCGAGGGUGGAGCAAUUGCCGGCUAUGCGGUCGCCAAACCCACCGUUCCUCUGAAGGCUACCUUCUCACAGAUUGCUACCGUGGACAGAAACGAUACAACUCUGGCUCUUGCACGCUCACAUCAUACAGUCAGUAUUGUCAACGACAAAGCAUGCAUAUUCGGAGGUCAAUCCACCGACAGGGAGCUAGUAUCAACCGAUAUACACACAGUGACCCUUCCCUUCAAAAAUACUAGCCCAACAGACGUUGCUUAUGCCUGUUAUCCAGCUGUGGCGCGUGACGAAGGAGCUCCUGUGCCAAGUGCACGUACCAGGCAUGGCGCUUGUGUUCAAGGCCAUGAGCUAGCCAUCUUUGGAGGCUGUGACGAACACAAUGAACCCGUCGACAGAGACUCUGCCUUAUGGGUAUGGAACAUUGAAUCGUUCAAGUGGCAACAAAUCAUCGCCGAAGAUCCAAAGCCCGAACCUAGGUUUGAUCACGCGCUGUUCCACUACGGCGGUCACAUCCUUCUUCAUGGCGGAAAGUCGUCCUCAAGAAUACAUCUGAAUGACACCUGGUUUUUCGACAUGAUUUCGCACACAUGGACACGCCUACCCGAUGCUCCAGAGCACUCAGACAGCAUAGCCUUUGCAGAUGGCACACUCUAUUUGGUUACCAAUUCACCUGCUGAGGGCGCUACUCAUGUUUACAGGCUUGAGAUUGGAGAGAGCAUACCCACCGAGGAGUCCCAUGGUGCAUUGGAGUGGGAAAGAAUCACCAAUCUUUCAGAGGUCUCACCUCCUGGACCUGGAGCUCGAAGUGGUGGCGCACUGGUACCAAUCACUACGGGUUACGGGCGUCUGUACCUUGUUUACUUCUUCGGUAGCAAGGAGACUCAUGCCGACGACGAAGAUCUGGAAAAGUCAAUCGUGUCAAGCGAAACACGCCGGCUAUUCGAGUCUGAUUUGUGGACCUACCAGUUGCCGUCAAAGUCAACCAAACCCAAUAGCUGGACAGACUUCAAACCCGCAGCCAUCAAAGACACAAUUCGGGACAAGUUGGGCUACAAAAGCGGCGGGUUUGAGUGGGCCGAAGUCGAAGUGCAGGCCACGGAACAGACAGGUCACGAAGGCAAGGUGCAUCCAGGACCUCGAGGAUUCUUCGGAGCGGACGUGGCUAGCGAUGGAAGAAGUGUAGUCAUGUGGGGAGGAGACAACGCAAGGGGUGAGAAGGAAGCGGAUGGCUGGCUCAUUCGCUUCGAGUAG
Molecule: messenger RNA, 1299 nt
Organism: Aureobasidium subglaciale EXF-2481
Lineage: Eukaryota; Fungi; Ascomycota; Dothideomycetes; Dothideales; Saccotheciaceae
Exons: 3
Coding region: 1-1299 (432 amino acids)
Molecular function (GO): protein binding
Source: RefSeq, a predicted model, not a curated record